CUUCUCUCCUUAACUUACGCCUCGUACUAAAAUCUCGCCUUGAACGGUUCUCCUGAUGAGUGGACUAGCCGACGAACUCCUCGCUGACAUUGACGAUCUGUCGGACGGUGAUGCUGAGGAGUCCCCCACACCAGCUGCGCCCUCCACGAGUAACAGCACCAACGGACUGAAGAGAAAGGCUGUCGAGGAUGCAGACAUGUCAGAGGCAGAGGAAGACGCCGAGGGCGAAGAAGCCGAAGCAGACGAAACCGGUGGACUAGUCCUCGAAGGCGGGAUGAAGCCCGCAGACGAACUUGAUGCAGAGGAUGUACAGCAAAUGGACUUGGGAGGGAUCGAGGACGUCGACGCUGUAGCGAAGCUAGAAGGCAGUAAACGAAUGGCAGACAUAUUAAAGGAAAUUGAGAAAUACCAAGCCAAUCCCAGUACACCGGAAGCGAUGUCAUUACCCGCCCAUCUGAACCCGGAAUACACUCUCAUCGUACAAGCAAACAAUUUAUCCGUGGAUGUAGACAAUGAAAUUCUCGUGGUACACAAGUUCAUACGCGACCAUUAUGCGGCGAAGUUUCCAGAGUUGGAGCAGCUCGUUCCAGACCCUGCACAAUAUGUUCGCGCGGUUCGCGUUCUCGCCAACACAGAGGACCCCACAAAAGCUGACCUUGCAGGUGUUCUUCCGCCUGCAGUGGUCAUGAGUGUGCUCAUAACUGCAACAACAACAAGCGGUCAAACACUCACUGACGCUCAGUGGGCUGCUGUCGAGAAAGCCUGUGACCUCGCAGACAAACUUGAGGAGGCGCGUAAAAAGAUUUUCAUGUACGUCAGCUCAAGAAUGAAUGUUCUGGCACCAAAUCUUUCAGCCAUCGUUGGUACUACUACAGCUGCAAAAUUACUCGGUGUGGCAGGCGGCCUCGGUCCCCUCGCCAAAAUGCCCUCAUGUAAUGUCCAUCUGCUGGGUGCUCAGAAGAAAAUGACUAUAGGUUUCUCGUCGUAUACUCAACGGCGGCACACUGGAUUCGUCUACCAGUCUGACUUGAUCCAGCAGACGCCAGCUGAAUACCAACUCAAGGUUCAGCGGACAGUCGGAGCGAAAUCCGUUCUGGCUGCACGUAUGGACCUUGAACGGACACGAAGAGACGGUUCAUAUGGGGAAGAGCUUCGAGAAAAAAUAGAAAAACACAUCGAUCGGCUGGCAGCUCCACCACCUGCUAAAACCACAAAGGCACUUCCCAUACCUAACGAUGGACCGAAGAAACGCAGAGGUGGCAAGCGAGCACGCAAAGCGAAAGAAGCAUAUGCACAAACGGAACUCCGGAAGCUGCAGAACCGGAUGGCAUUUGGUGAGGCUGAGGAGGAGGUUGGCGCCUUCGAUCAGACUAAGGGUCUGGGAAUGAUUGGUGUUGGGACGGGUAAAGUCCGGGCUGGUAUGGGAGAGGCGAAGAGUCGUGCCAAACUCUCGAAGGCGAACAAGUUACGUACUGCAGCACUUACGCGUGCUGCACAGGGUGGGUCGUCAACGUCCGGAACAGCAACAUCGCUUACGGUCACACCUGUGCAAGGCUUCGAGCUAACAAAUAGGGCUGCUGCUGCUCAGCGAGUGAAGGAAGCAAACGAGCGCUGGUUUGCAUCUGGGAAUUUCUCAUUCGUGGGACAGAAAGGCACCAGCAGCAGGAUAUAAGGCUGGGCAUUCGUCUUAUCGAUUAUCUUAAGCACAUUAUGUAGCUUCGGUCGCACUGGGCAACAC
Messenger RNA from Suillus subalutaceus, 1738 nucleotides. RefSeq lists its product as uncharacterized. Bases 56 to 1672 code for a protein of 538 amino acids. Gene Ontology annotation, cellular component: precatalytic spliceosome; U4/U6 x U5 tri-snRNP complex; U4 snRNP. The transcript is spliced from 10 exons. Gene Ontology annotation, biological process: spliceosomal tri-snRNP complex assembly; mRNA splicing, via spliceosome. Lineage: Eukaryota; Fungi; Basidiomycota; Agaricomycetes; Boletales; Suillaceae. The record is from RefSeq and is a predicted model, not a curated record.